AUGAAUUCAACUGAAAAAAUUUUAAAAACAUUAAGUACAGAUCAAAUUUCCCAAGUAGUUGCUGGUGUGCAAGCAGAUUUGGAUGAUGAAAUGGUCAAAACAAAACGAACACUAGAUCAAAUUGAUCAAAAUAUUUUCACUUGUAUCAACAAUUUAAAAAAACUCAGAAGAAGCAUCAUAAUAUUACAUUAUGCUAAAAUGAAAAAUAAUACCGAUGGCAAUAAAAACUAUCAAAGGGAUGCCCUUCUCAAAAACUUGGAUUGUGAAGACGAAGCAAAAGAUUUGAGUGUAUUUAUGACAAAUCUGAGUAAUGCAUCGACACGAGUGAAAACUGAACCUAUGAGCAACAUUGAACAACUAAGCAAAACCGUCUCACAAAAUGCUUUGCCUUCUGGAAGCUUUAUUCCUAAGACUGGAUUAAUUGAAUUAACAUUUGUUAUUGGAAAUAUUGUUAAAAUAAGUGAUUCUGAAAAUGAAAUGAAAUACAAAUGGACUGUUUAUGUACGCAAUGCAGAAGAAGGUGUUGACAAUUUGGUUUACAUUGACAAAGUGACAUUUUUCUUACAUGAAUCCUACGAACCCAACCAUAUUGUAGAUGUAAUUAAAAAACCAUUUUCAUUAACAAGACAUGGAUGGGGAGAAUUUGUAAUUCGUUUACGUUUGCACUUCAAAGGUAAUAUGAAUGUUCAAACUGAUGUGUAUCAUAAACUGUGCCUGAAUAAAGACAUAACAGUCGGUAUCCCGAUGGUUGCUAAGGAGCAAACUGUUAAGUACAAAUUAUUGCUGCAAAAAUAG
Macrosiphum euphorbiae (potato aphid) is the source of this 795-nucleotide messenger RNA. Lineage: Eukaryota; Metazoa; Arthropoda; Insecta; Hemiptera; Aphididae. The record is from the annotation of a GenBank genome assembly.